AUGGAAGCUUCAAAUAUAAAUGGAGAUGAACUAGUAUCAAUUUUUGAUAAGAAAUGUACAAUGUCUGCUAAGGAAGCUCCUACAUCUGGACCUCAUUCUAUAACGAUUUGUAAAUCUGAGUCAGGGUUUGGUUUUAAUGUAAAAGGUCAAGUUAGCGAAGGAGGUCAACUACGUUUUUAUUGCGGCCAGUUAUAUGCACCACUACAGCAUGUUAGUGCCGUGUUGCAUGGUGGGGCAGCUUACAAGGCUGGAUUACGUCAAGGCGAUCGGAUUGUUGAAGUAAAUGGUGUUAAUGUGGAAGGUGCUAAUCAUCGUCAAGUUGUUGAACUGAUAAAAGCGGGUGGUGACAGAUCACUUCCCAUCACUAUACCCAAUUACCAGACAGUAAGUACGGAAGAUGAACAGUUUGUUGCCUAUUCGAUUCAUAUGGCCGGUCGUCAUUUGGGUUCGCGUCGUUUCAGCGAGUUUCUUCAACUUAACAAAUUGCUCAAAGAAGAAUUUUCUGAUUUUUCCUUUCCAAAAUUACCAAACAGGUGGCCUUUUCGCAUGUCAGAACAACAACUAGAUGGACGUAGACGUUUACUUGAACAGUAUUUGGAGAAAAUUUGUGCUGUAAAAGUUAUAGCUGAUUGCGAAAUUGUUCAGGAAUUUUUUAUGGAAGAUUCUAGUUCAAGUAGUCCAGUUUUGAAUGUUUCUCUUCGUCUACUUGUUUGCGGUGAAACACUUACAUUAAAUAUUAAAAGACAUAGUGACACACAUCAAGUCUAUCAACAAGUAUUGGAACAUCUCAAAUUAUCCCCUCGAGCGGCAGCUAAUUGUGCGCUUUUUGAAAUGAUUGAUGACACGCACUUUCGUCGUUUACAUGAACGGGAAUGCCCUCAUAAUAUUUAUAUUCAAAAUUAUUCUUCUGCCGCAAGCUCUUGCAUUGUUCUACGCAAAUGGUGUUUUGAUGUGAGCACUGAAGAAAAGCUUUGCGAACUUGACAGUCGAUUUAAAGCAAUAUGCUUUCACCAAGCAGUGGAGGAUAUUAAUAGUGGCAGUAUUCGAGCAGGGGAAAAGCUUUAUCAACUGAAAGCUUUGCAAAGGGAUGAUCGCUGCGAUCAGUACUUGAACUUGGCACGUCAACUUGAAGGCUAUUCAAGUAUUUCGUUUCCACAAUGUCAAUUUGAAGUACCAGAAACUGAAGAAGGUCUUGCCGUACUCACCGUCGAUAUGAAAAUUGUUUCAUUGAAGGUUCAAAAAGAUCAUGUUCAAAAGGGACGUACUAUUAGCUUGAAAUGGUCUAACAUUAUUGGAUACUCUGUUUUUCCUGAGAGCCAUGUGUUUCAACUCAAAUAUUUUCGCGGCGAUUCCGAGAAAGAACUCAACCUCAUCUCAGUUUUUUGUGAAUCUAUAUUUGAUGUGUUCAAUCGUGUCUCAGCUGAAUUGAAGGCCAGUUCUUCUAAUGUUGAUUAA
Molecule: messenger RNA, 1455 nt
Organism: Meloidogyne enterolobii
Lineage: Eukaryota; Metazoa; Nematoda; Chromadorea; Rhabditida; Meloidogynidae
Source: the annotation of a GenBank genome assembly